Molecule: messenger RNA, 3001 nt
Organism: Drosophila persimilis
Lineage: Eukaryota; Metazoa; Arthropoda; Insecta; Diptera; Drosophilidae
Gene: sens-2
Product: zinc finger protein sens
Exons: 5
Coding region: 247-2544 (765 amino acids)
Biological process (GO): regulation of transcription by RNA polymerase II
Molecular function (GO): RNA polymerase II cis-regulatory region sequence-specific DNA binding; DNA-binding transcription factor activity
Source: RefSeq, a predicted model, not a curated record
AGCAGCAGCUGAAGCUGAAGCUAAAAUCUGAAAUCUGUGACACUUUCUAUUCAGUCGUGCGCGUGAACACAGCCCGCUUCCGUAUCAGUGUCCGUAUUCGCAUUCGUAUCCGCUGCCGCAUCCGUGUCCCAUGCCGUCGCGUAAACUCCAAACAGUUCCAGUGCACAAGCCAAAGAAGAACAACCAAAGUUAGGAUCUAAGAAUAGUUCCAAAAAUAUAUUUUAAAAACUCAAUCAGUGGCCAAAGAUGGACGUGGCCAAGCUGCAAGCGAAUCCGGGCCAGCAUCUUCUGCAUUCGGCUGCUACGGCGGCACCGCCCGCCCAUCAGCACCACCUGCCCCUCGACUACAGUUUGGGGAAUUUCAAGCCUGCCAUUGCCGCCGACUUUCCUGGAAAUCCCUUCCUAACCAGUCCGCAGCAGCAACAGCAACAGCAGCAGCAAGCGUCAUCGUCAACAUCUUCCUCCUCCACAUCGUCCAUCGCAUCGCUGCAGGUCCGGGAUCUCAGUGCGUUGACCGCCAUGGCCACGAUACCCUCGCCCACCCAGCUGCUCCACCAGCGGAUGCAGCAGGCCCAAAUCUCGGUGGACGCCGCACUGGGGCACCACCAGCAGCCCACCCACACCCACACCCACCCACAGCAACAGCAACAGCCACAGAUGCCGCCGGCAUCCACAUCGCCUCGGGACUACGCGCCCAUGUCUGCCUUCAAGGCGGUGCUACCCAAGAAACGUACUCCCGACGAUGCCUCUCUCGCCUUUAGCAUUAGCAGAUUGGUCAAGACUGAACACCUGUCGGCGAUGGCAGCCGCCGCCGCGGGACUGAAGCCCCCAACGCCCCUGGAGGACAACAACAACUCCAUCUCUAUGCUGAGCAAAAACCAUCAUCAUCCCCAGCAUCAGCAUCAUCUCCAGCAGGAUCAGCAUCAUUCCCAGCAACAGCAGCAUCAGAUCCAGCACCGAUCCAAGACCACAUUCCUCAGUGCCAGCGAACAGUUGCGCCAGUCGCGCUCGCGUUCCCGCUCGAGAUCCAGGACGCCGUCGCACAGCUCCUCGCAGAUCGACAUGGAGGAUGCGGAUUCGCACCAGUCGCACCACUCGCACCGCUCGCUGCACUCCCGCUCUCGCUCUCCCAGGUCCCGCUCGCGCUCCCACUCGCGGUCACGCUCCCACUCGAGCAGCUCCUCCGUGGAACUGGAGGUGGACUCCCCGCCGGGCAGUCCCAGCAUCAGCUCCCCAAGUGCCGCCUCCGCCUCUGAGCUGCUGAUCACGGCCAACAGCAACACCAGCAGCAUCUCCAUCUCCAAAAAGUCGGAUCUCUUCUCGGUCUCCGCCCUGCUACGGCGGGACGAGCCACAGCAGAGGCGCGCCCGCAGUCCCCCACUCGGCCAUCUGGCCAGCUCUGCCUCGGCUCUGGCCAUGCCCUUCAAUCCUUUGGAGGCCAUGCGGCAGGGCUAUCCUCCGAACUACGAGGCGGCCAUGUUCCAGCGUCCUCUGUUCUCGCCCGCUCUGCCCUUUUUUGCCGCCGUAGCCUUCCACCAGGGCCAACAGCAGCAGCAACAGCAACAGCAGCAACAGUCCGGACUGGGAGCAGGCUACCAUCCGGACUCGCAGGAAAAUCUCUUCCGUUUGCGGAGUCUCAUGGCACCACUGCAGUCCGCCGGACAAAACAACUCCACAGCAGCGGCUGCGGCAGCGGCGGCAGCAGCGGCCGCCGUGGGUGUGGGCGUUCCACCAAAUGGCGGGCACUUGGGUCUGCCGCACGCGCCGCAUCUGCAUUUCCAUCACAUGGCGGCCAAGUGGCCGGGCCUGCACCAAUUCAGCGACCUGUACUCGUGCAUGAAGUGCGAGAAGAUGUUUUCCACUCCGCACGGCCUCGAGGUGCACUCCCGCCGGACUCAUCACGGCAAGAAGCCCUACGCCUGCGAGCUGUGCAACAAGACCUUCGGCCAUGAGGUCAGCCUCAGUCAGCACAGGGCGGUGCACAAUGUGGAAAAGGUGUUCGAGUGCAAACAGUGUGGCAAGCGCUUCAAGCGUUCCAGCACACUGUCCACCCACCUGCUCAUCCACAGCGAUACGCGGCCUUAUCCCUGCAGCUACUGCGGCAAGCGGUUCCACCAGAAGAGUGAUAUGAAGAAGCACACCUAUAUACACACAGGUGAGAAACCGCACAAAUGUCAGGUGUGUGGCAAGGCCUUUAGCCAGAGCUCGAACCUGAUAACGCACUCCCGCAAGCACACCGGCUACAAGCCCUUCUCCUGCAAGCUCUGCCACAAGUCCUUCCAGCGCAAGGUGGACCUGCGACGCCACAAGGAGACCCAGCACACCGAUCUGCGUGUCCAUCUCGGCAAAGUGGACUUCAUGUCGGCGGCAGCGGCGGCGGCAGCAGCCUCGGCCGAGCUGGCGGCCGGUGUGGGUGGUGGCCAGCAAGCGGGUCCAUCGCCAGUGAAUCAGGGGCCCAAUGCGGUCACAUCCGGUCCUACAGUACAGGGAGGACCACCACAGAUGGGGUCCCUCAACUGCCAGAAGGUAUCGCUGCUGGUAUAACAGCAACAGCAGCAGCAUGGGGCAGGUCAAAUCCAAAUCAACCGCAAUCAUUGUGCAAUAGAUGAAAGUGAAAAUCGUCAUCGUCAGGCAUUUUCCUUUGCCGUUUGAAAUACACCAAAACCAAAAACAAAAAAAAACCAAAAAAGAAAAAGAUAAACUAAUUUAAAUAGUUUUAGGCCCAAAGACAGUUAACCAAUAUUUCCCAUGUUGCCAAAAAAGAAUAGCAAAAAACUACCACGAAAUAAUACCAAAGAAAAUCGAAGAAUUAAACAGGAAAAACAUUAAUAUAAUUAAAGACUCCAAUUCUCAUAAAAUCUAACAAACAUACAUAGAUAUUGCCAUAUACAUAGCUUUCUCUCUUAACUCUCUCAUCUCCAAAGCAAAAACCAAGAACUAUUCCAAACACACACAAAGUUAAAGAGUUUCCAAUAUUUUUCUCUAUGUAUGUGAGAUUGUA